AUGGCGGCGGAUCAUAGAAAAGAAAGUUCGCCAUCAUCUAGCGACUUUGUGUUUUGUUGCAAUUGCUCUUCAAAAAUUAGAAGCACAUCCCAAUACUGCUGGAAAUGCCAGGCUGAUCAAUCAAAGAUUGGUCCACCUGACUGGAAGCCACAAACAUCUUCCAGCGAAGGAGAAUCAUCCAUAUGCAAUGCAACCUGUAGCUCCAACAAAAAGGGAUCUUUUGGCAGGUCAGUAAUCUCAGGUGAACCAAAAACUUUGUCGCUUGAAGAUUACAUGCAACGUAAGUCCAAAGAGCAAAUUUCUGGACAUACUUUUCGCCCCAAGAAAAAACAAAAAGUCAAUGAUAAUAGUGAUCAAAAUGUCACAAUCAACAUUGGUCUGAUGAAAAUUGUAGGCAAUGAAUUAAAAGCCGUGUGGGGUAAAAAACUUCCGGUUGUUGUUCCAAAGACCUCCAAUUAUCGAAGCAUACUGGAUAAAGCUGUUGAAAAAUACAAAGCAUUUGAUCGAAAGUUUGAUGACACCCAAGAACAUAUAUUGGUUUAUGAAGAUGGAAGUCAUGCUCAGCUGAUGCCUGGAACGAAAGAUUUUUUCCAACUUGACAAUUAUAAAGUUGAGAUAGGAAAAGAUUUUAAAAGAAUUACCAUGUACCUUUGCACCUUGGAAGACCACAAUAUUUCCGAAGGUAUUUUUGACCAAUUCAACUGCCACAAAGAGGACAAACUUUUUGAUACUAUGUAUGAAGAAGAUGAGUUUUAUCAGCAGGAUUCGAUUCGUGAAUUGUGCAACACUGAAGAAUCAGAGAGGGUAUGUGAAGAUGCAAAAGUUGCCCAGAAACUGCAAUAUCAACUUGAUACAGAAGCUUAUGCAUCUCCUCUAUUCAUUCACAAGAAUCCUGAAGCAGUCAGCUCAGUUUAUGAAAAAAUACUAAAAGAUCCCGUAGAUGUUGUCAAAAAACUGGGUGACAAGGUAGAUGCUGAAUUGGACCAAUUUUUCUUGGUAGUACGAAGAGGAAUCAGCCUGACAAGAUUGUUAUCUUUGUGGCAAAGGGAAGCGAAGAAAACCCCUAUUACAAGAAUUUUUAGAGUUCGCAUUAUUGGAGAGGAUGGUAUUGAUUCUGGCGCAAUGGCCAAAGAAUUUUUAGAAAAAGCUACCAGAGAAAUAGAAAAAAUGAUGCUUCCAGAUGGUUUUCCAGUUGAUUCUACUCUACAUGUCCAGAAUAGCAAUUACCAUACUUGUGGAGAGAUAGCUGCAGUAUCCAUGGCUCAAGGGGGGCCACCUCCAUGUUUCCUUGAUGAAGCUACUUUCGAUAUGAUGGUUAAGGGUGUAGAUAUUCACAACAUCAAAGCAAGUGAUCUGUCACCAAAAGAGCAUCAGUUAAUAAAGCAAAUUGAAUCAUCAUGUGAAGACUAUGUUGAUACCAUUCUUGAGCAUGGUUAUACAGGUCCAGUGAAUAAACAAAACAUUGAAGCAAUUGUUGGUUCAAUCAAGGUUAGUCUCCUGAAUCGUAGAACUUUGUAUAUGAAUGAGUUUCUUGGUGGUAUGAAAGCAUAUGGGCUACCUGACUUAAUCAAGAAUGACCCUGAAGCUUGCAAGCCACUAUUUGUCAAUGGCAACUUCAAGAAAACUUUGGAACCUGAUGCCAAUUACUUACUCUCCAUUAUAAAUCCUAUGUACUCAGAAGACGGUUCUUCUAGAAAGAAAGUCGAAGAAUCUAUUAUAGACUUUUUCCAGGAUACUUUGUUGUCAUUUGAUGAUGGCCGUGUAUCUGGUUAA
Molecule: messenger RNA, 1773 nt
Organism: Xenia sp. Carnegie-2017
Lineage: Eukaryota; Metazoa; Cnidaria; Anthozoa; Malacalcyonacea; Xeniidae
Exons: 3
Coding region: 1-1773 (590 amino acids)
Molecular function (GO): ubiquitin-protein transferase activity
Source: RefSeq, a predicted model, not a curated record